AUGAUAAUCCUAUCCUGCCUAUCUUUCCCUUCUUUGAACCGUUAUUGUGACCUGCUCUCGCGGUAUAGCGGAAAACAUACAAUAGUUCUGGUGGACGCCAGCUUUGCGGCGCAGCUUGAAAAGCUGGUCCUUGACAAAUUCUACGACACCUGCGCUUGCGUUCUGUCAGUGCUUUGUGAUGUGGAGACACGCCAACUGUCGUCUGGGUCAUACGCGCUGGUUAAUGACAGCUGCAAGUUUUAUCUCGGCCUAACUUACGCCCGCAAGGGGUUCAACAAACAGGCAAAUAAGCAAGACAGGCUGUCAGUAAACCUCCAAUGUGUUCAGAAUACCUUUUUUGACGAAAGUUCUACGCUGAAUGCAAUGGUUGCGCAGUUAGAGGGCACUAAUGUCGACACAAUUAUCAAACUGGCGCCCGAGGAGUCUUGUGAGAUGGCGCUGAAAGUGUGGGAGCAUAUUAUCCCACGGAUUUCGCUCCACAUACUCUCUAUUGUUUUCGAGCAGUUUGACUACGAUAAGCUGCUAGAAAACUCAUCAUCAAGGUUUAUUUUUGAGGAUCUGGUGAGAGAACUCUCCAGUAUAUGCUACGCACAAUGUGGUGAAGUAAGCGAGAAGUAUUUGAAAUCGAAAUCUGGGCCACGUAAUCCACCCACCUCCGCCGAAGAUUGGAUUUCCCAAUUGGACUUUGACAAGGUCUUGGAAGAGACAAAACGGCGUAAAAGACAAAUGGAUCGUUCAACAAUAAAUGAGUACCCUGAGUUUUUGACGCUCUCGUUUGAAGCCUAUUGUUUUUACCACCGCUUGGAGUUUCCUGCACACAUCCUCCUCCAUCAGCCAAUUCAACUAGCUAGCGCUUACCGCAUCAAUUAUUCGAGUAUCAACUUUCUUUAUGGAUUUUACUCGCGGCUUCUAGCGAUUAGUGGAUUCAGUAUCGAAGGUGAACCAAAUAAGGUCUCUGCCCCGUCGUUGCUUUUUGGAAUAAGAACACAGCUGGCGAACCAGAGUGAGCAAACGCUGGUAUCGAAACACUGUCUCAACGAUGAUAAAAAUGCGCCUGGCUCCGCUUCCAAGUCUAAAGGUGUGAAGUCUAAAUUGAGGGCAAGAUUCAAGAAAAUUGGGCAUGGGAAUAGGGAGAGGACUAGUGGGGCUACGUACAGCUCUGAGGACCCCGAGCUAAGCGAUGAAGAGUCCGGCAGUUCUCUCGAUAACUUACUGGCCGGCGACGCCCGUGAUAGAUCCAGCACAGACCCCGAGGACACGGGAGAGGCCCAGGCUGGUCGCGAUUUUAUGUUUUGGUGCAGCGAAGAGUUUCAAGAUGCUAACUCUGAGCCUGAGAUUGAUGACAACGAUAACUCCUCAAUUGUAGAUGAGUUGAUCAAACUCCCAAACUUCCGAAAGCGCAACUUCCGUAAGCAGGGCACACAGGCAGAGCUCACGCUCACUACUGUUCCGCUUUUUGAGCAGGAAAUUCGCAGCGAUCCUUUUGCCAUGUCCAGGUACUACUUCGACGCCUACAAGCUCGGCGAUCCGAAGACCUUUUUAUCGCUGAAAGAGCGCGACUCGCGGCCCGCGAGCGCGCGAAGGUUCCAGAGGCGCUACCCCAGAGAGCGCGCGGGGGUGACAGGCGCAUCAACCCUCCCCGAAAACUACUUCCGUGAUCAUGUCGAUCUCAUGAAGCGCGUCAACAUGGGUGGCAUCCUCAGUGUUACAACUAGCCGCUACGGGCACGUGGACUCAUCGCAAAAGAUGCUCGACAACUGGAACCGAGGCCUUGGCUAUCUCAAAACCUUGGCCCUGCGGGAAAGCGCCUCGCAAGUUGGUGCUAGCUGCCACGUUGUCCGAGAGCCCCCGGCGCGGCUCCAACUUCGUCAUUCACGGAGAUCUUCUUUCUCACCCGAGGUAGAUUAA
Messenger RNA from Lachancea thermotolerans CBS 6340, 1908 nucleotides. It is a transcript of the gene OSW2, whose product is annotated as Osw2p. Lineage: Eukaryota; Fungi; Ascomycota; Saccharomycetes; Saccharomycetales; Saccharomycetaceae. Bases 1 to 1908 code for a protein of 635 amino acids. The transcript has a single exon. Gene Ontology annotation, cellular component: cytoplasm. The record is from RefSeq and is a predicted model, not a curated record.